ACCUGCCAGGACUCAGCCAGCAGCGCCCACAAGCUCCCACAUGGCUGCAGCUGCGCCGACGGCUGUGGCUGCCUCCAGGAAGGAGACUCCAGGCAGAUGGGGCCUGGGGGAGGAGCAGACAGGCGGGGGCCCCUCCAUCCAGUGCCGCGUGUGUGGGGACAGCAGCAGUGGGAAGCAUUAUGGCAUCUACGCCUGCAACGGCUGCAGCGGCUUCUUCAAGAGGAGCGUGAGGCGGAGGCUCAUCUAUAGGUGCCAGGUGGGGGCAGGCAUGUGCCCAGUGGACAAGGCCCACAGGAACCAGUGCCAGGCCUGCCGGCUGAAGAAGUGCUUGCAGGCGGGUAUGAACCAGGAUGCUGUGCAGAACGAGCGCCAGCCGCGAAGCACAGCCCAGGUCUGCCUGGAGAGCAUGGAGUCAGGUGGGGAGCCCCAUCUGGAGCCCCUGGCAGCACCACCAGCCCCAGGAGGGCCCAGCCCCCAGGGACCCCUGCCUGUUUCUGCAGCCAGAGCCCUGGGGCCCGGGGCCCUCACACCUCCAGGUCACCACCACUUCAUGGCCAGCCUUAUCACGGCCGAAACCUGUGCUAAGCUGGAGCCAGAGGAUGCUGAAGAGAACAUCGAUGUCACCAGCAAUGACCCUGAGCUCCCUUCCUCACCACCUUGGGGAUCCGACAGCAUCCACGAGACAGCGGCUCGCCUGCUCUUCACAGCCGUCAAGUGGGCCAAGAACCUGCCUGUGUUCUCCAACCUGCCCUUCCGGGACCAGGUGAUCCUGCUGGAAGAGGCGUGGAGUGAACUCUUCCUCCUCGGAGCCAUACAGUGGUCUCUGCCUCUGAACCGCUGCCCACUGCUGGCCCCUCCUGAGGCGCCGGCUGCUGGCAGCGCCCAGGGCCGGCUGGCAUUGGCCAGCAUGGAGAUGCGAGUCCUGCAGGAAACCAUCUCGCGUUUCCGGGCGCUGGCUGUGGAUCCCACGGAGUUUGCCUGCAUGAAGGCCCUGGUCCUCUUCAAACCAGAAACACGAGGCCUGAAGGAUCCGGAGCACGUGGAGGCCUUGCAGGACCAGUCCCAGGUGAUGCUGAGCCAGCACAGCAAAGCCCACCACCCCAGCCAGCCUGUGAGGUUUGGGAAAUUGCUCCUGCUCCUUCCGUCUUUGAGGUUUAUCGCUUCUGAACGCGUGGAGCUCCUCUUUUUCCGCAAGACCAUCGGGAAUACUCCAAUGGAAAAGCUCCUCUGUGAUAUGUUCAAAAACUAA
Messenger RNA from Rhinolophus ferrumequinum (greater horseshoe bat), 1249 nucleotides. It is a transcript of the gene NR2E3, whose product is annotated as nuclear receptor subfamily 2 group E member 3. The record is from RefSeq and is a predicted model, not a curated record. Gene Ontology annotation, molecular function: zinc ion binding; RNA polymerase II cis-regulatory region sequence-specific DNA binding; nuclear receptor activity. The coding region runs from base 41 to 1249 and encodes 402 amino acids. Gene Ontology annotation, biological process: negative regulation of transcription by RNA polymerase II; positive regulation of transcription by RNA polymerase II; anatomical structure development. NCBI's taxonomy places the organism in Eukaryota, Metazoa, Chordata, Mammalia, Chiroptera, Rhinolophidae. The transcript has 8 exons.